This is a messenger RNA of Raphanus sativus (radish), 967 nucleotides long. Its product is annotated as putative cysteine-rich repeat secretory protein 5. NCBI's taxonomy places the organism in Eukaryota, Viridiplantae, Streptophyta, Magnoliopsida, Brassicales, Brassicaceae. The record is from RefSeq and is a predicted model, not a curated record.
AACACAAAAAUGACAAGAAUCGUCAUUACAAACUUUGCUAUUGUCCUGUUUUGCAUCUUCUUGUUCUCUCUUCAAACCAUAUCCCAAUCUGCACAAAUGAGCUCUGGUUGCGACCAGGUACCCGACAAUUUCACUAAAUCUAGCUUUUAUCAAUCAAACCUUGAAAAUGUCCUCUCCACCCUUCGCGACCUUUCCUCCCACGGAAGCUAUGGUAACGCUACAGCCGGUACUCUUAGCCCCAACACAGUCUAUGGCAUGUUCCUCUGCAGAGGAGACAUCAGUCGAGCAUCCUGUUCCAACUGUGUCCACUCCGCAACGUUGAGCAUGGCUGAAACUUGCAAGUCUCGUAAAGGAACGUUCGUGUUCUAUAACGAAUGUAUGGUUCGGUACUCAAACUUUUCUUUCUUCACACUCGUCGAAGAUGAACCUGUCUUCGGUAGAUUCUCUGAGUUCAGUUCUUCGAGUUAUCCUAAGGUUUCCAAUCAAACAAUUAGUGGUAAAAUAAACGAGCUUAUCCCCAGAGCCUCCUCAUCAUCACCGGUUCCAUAUUUUGUGGAGGAUCAAGAACAUGUGACUCAAGUGGAAAGUUCGUAUGAUUUAAAGGCAACAGUCCAGUGUAGUCCUGAUCUUGAUCCACGAAACUGCACCGUGUGCUUGAGACUUGCAGCCCAAUUUUUUGACUGCUGCGGCUUAGCUAGUUUGGAAUUUGCUCAGAUAAACUAUCCUAAAUGUCUUGUCAACUACAAGAUCUCUGCUUCGCAGUCUCUCCGCGUUAUAAAUGGAAGUGAAAUAUUAGGGAGAAUGUUUCUUGCAAUCAUGACAGCUUUGGUGUUAGCACUAACGGGUUUGUGAUCAAAUCUAGUUUGUAACUAAAUGAGAUUUAUCUUCGUGUUCUCUAAACUUGGGUGGCGUGCGAUGUGUUGCCAAUUUGGGUGACGUACGAUGUGUUGUAAUGUCACAUAUUGUA